Molecule: messenger RNA, 759 nt
Organism: Oryzias latipes (Japanese medaka)
Lineage: Eukaryota; Metazoa; Chordata; Actinopteri; Beloniformes; Adrianichthyidae
Product: heterogeneous nuclear ribonucleoprotein A0-like
Biological process (GO): mRNA splicing, via spliceosome
Cellular component (GO): catalytic step 2 spliceosome
Molecular function (GO): mRNA 3'-UTR binding
Source: RefSeq, a predicted model, not a curated record
CAUUUCAAGAUUUCAAGGUUGUUUUAAAGAUUAAACCAAACACAUCUUACGAUUUACCAAAAAUGUUCAACCAAGCCUGUAAGCUUUUUGUGGGAGGACUCAAGGUGGACACCAAUGAUGACGGGCUGCGCAAGCAUUUCGAGCAGUUUGGCACCCUCAUCGACUGUGCCGUCGUCCCACACAAGACGGCGCAACGCUCUCGCUGUUUUGGCUUUGUGACCUACUUAACACCAGAGGAGGCCAACGCAGCCAUGGCGGCAAGUCCACACACAGUGGAAGGGAACUGGGUUGAGGUCAAACGAGCUGUUCCAAAGAAACAGACCGAUGAGUCUGAAGCUCGUGACAAGGUGAAGAAAAUCUUUGUUGGUGGCUUGAAAAACGACAUCCAAGAGGACGACCUCACCGACUACUUCUCUCAGUAUGGUGAAGUGGAAAACUCUGAAAUCAUGUCAGAGAAGACGACCGGAAAGAAACGGGGUUUUGGCUUUGUGCACUUCACGGAUGACUAUGCGGCAGACAUGGCUGUGGCUGUGCCUUUCCACACAGUGAACGGACACAGAGUUGAAGUAAAGAAAGCUGUUCCCAAGCAGGAGAUGCAGGCGCCCAGCAGAAUCUGAAUGACGCCAAGAGACAAUUCACGCCGCACCAUGAUGGAAAACCAAAACGACGCCAUGGAUUAUGGCCAAAAUUACGGCUAUGGAAAUGGCGGAGGAUAUGGCGUUUAUGGGGGGUGCUGCUGCCCAUGCAGAGGCGGCUGUU